AUUAGCGUUGGUAAAACAACCAGUCGUCGAUACUGAAGAUGGCGAGAGGUUCCCGGUGUUUGCGGAGAGCAGUAGCUCAAUGUAUCAAACAAUUGCCAUCUUCAAGUAGCCGUGAAGUACCGGGAAAGAGUGGAGUGAGGUACCUGUCGUCAUGCGGGAUCCUGAUGACGAGGGUGCCGCCCCUGUUGGGGGCCUGGCCCAGCAGCCGCGCCGCCGCCGUGGCCGUUCCCGCCCGCACCUUCUUCAACCUGGCCGACACGCUCAACAAGAGGAAGGAGUACUCCGAGAGACGCAUCAUCGGGUACUCUAUGCAGGAGAUGUACACUGUGGUGGCUAACGUGGAGGACUACCUGCACUUCGUGCCCUGGUGCAAGAAGUCGGACGUGAUCUUCCGCCGCCAGGGCUUCUGCAAGGCCAAGCUGAGCGUGGGCUUCCCUCCCGUGGUGGAGAAUUACACCUCCCUGGUCACCUGCGUCCGCCCACACCUGGUCAAGGCGGCCUGCUCUGAUGGUAAACUCUUCAACCACUUGGAGACCGUUUGGCGUUUCAGCCCUGGCCUUCCUGGCUACCCACGGACAUGCACACUGGACUUUGCUAUCUCCUUUGAGUUCCGCUCUCUGCUGCACUCUCAGCUGGCCACCAUGUUUUUCGACGAGGUGGUGAAACAGAAUGUGUCUGCCUUUGAGCGGCGUGCUCGGAAAAUCUACGGUCCCGAGACAGUCAUUCCUCGCGAGCUGAUGUUCCAUGAGAUCCACCACACGUAGCAGGCACUUUCUGGAGUCAAACACCGGCCGAGGGACGCGGUGGAAGGUUGCAUUUGUGCAGCGGGUGGGGGUGGGGGGAGGGAAGGGCUCCAGGGCUUAGUUGGUGGGGGAUAUAAAGGUGCCUAAAGACCAUACUUGCCUCUAUCGACAAGACAAAAAUCAUUACGUUUCUCUCUCUUGUUCUCUGUCAACCCCUAGUCUGUGGAGUGGUUUGUGCACAGUUCGGCUCUGCCCUGUGGGCAGUUUUUUUCUUUUCUUUAUUUGUUUAUUCUUUUUUUUCUCCCCUUUCCUUUCUUUUUCAUUUCCUUUCUUCCCUACCCUAGCAGCCCCUCCAGAAUGUCACCAAAUGUCAGUAUCAUCAACUCUUGCAGCUGGCAAUGAUGACAAGAGGCGGUGCUUUUGUUCCAUAGCCACAUCUUUAAAAAGUAUAUAUAAUAACUAUAUGCAGACCCUAUUGUAGUCUGUAAAGGGCUAAUUUACUUAACUAAAGUAUAUAUUAUUUUAAAAAUACCCCUUUUUUGGGAGACUUUGAGAGAAUGUUACUUAGAUCUUUGCGGCAUUCACACAAUCCCCAGAAUGCCAGUGCUGUCAAAACAAAUGGGUGGUUUUGUUGGCAAGAGAGCAGACAUCAAUUAUGGACUUCUGACAAGUGAUCAGUAUUUCAAAAAGAAGGGACUAGAGCAAAGUUGGGACAUGUGCUCCAGGUAGAGAACUGGAGAUGAGCUGCAGAUAGUGAAACUGCACGGUGCAAGAGGUGGGAUGGGAGGCGUACCUCCGAGGAUGACUGAUGGAAUCAGUUUAAGAUGCAAGCACAGAGUUGUACUGUAGCUCCGUUCACAGAAUCCUGUUUUGAGGCCUCAUCCUCCGUGCCAAGACCGAGGGAUGUCUAGGGUUGUAGCCUUGUUCACUUCCUCGUCCGUGACCCGAGGAUGGGUGAUGCCCUGAAAGGAUUUGUAGUGAGAGAAGUGUAGAGCUUUAAGAACAAACGCACUGUGGACUAAUGAUGAUUCUACUGCGCAGUGGCAACUCGAGAGCGAGCAAUCGAUCGUGGUUUCGUUUUUUGUUUCUAAGACGUGUUACUUUUGUGCAAUAGCGUUUUUGAAGUUUUUCUUUCCUGUAAGGAUUUGAAUGCAGGUAGCGCUUGCUAAAUGUGGAUGCUCUCCCCACUGCUUAUUACUAUAAAAAGGGCCCAAACUGUUGUCCAGGUGUGCGAUGGAAUCACCUGUGUUCGCUUGGUGACUGUCUGUCUUUCACCCCCAGCUGACAGCGGCAGUAGUAGUGAGGCACCUGUGUCUGCACCCCACCCUCCCCCCGAACAUACACCCCUUAAUCUUUGACUAUUCCAAUUCAGCAGCGCAGUUCUGUUGCAUUCACGUUACAACAUUUAUUUAUCAUCUUUUAAAAAAAAAAAACAUGUAUCUAUUUAUUUAGGUUAUGGGAAGACCACACUGUAUAUACUGAUGCAAGACCCCCUGAUCAGUGCUCAUUGCCGAAAAAACACAUUGUCAAAGUCUAUGUUUUGAUGUGGGUUUUUGUUUUCUUUUUAGUGUAAAUUAAGGUAUUUUAAUUUGAGUGUUGGGUGAAAAUGUUAUACAGACUGCAUGGUUCAUAAAGUAUUUUUAUAUUUAAGAA
This is a messenger RNA of Engraulis encrasicolus (European anchovy), 2396 nucleotides long. It is a transcript of the gene coq10b, whose product is annotated as coenzyme Q10B. Gene Ontology annotation, biological process: ubiquinone biosynthetic process; cellular respiration. The transcript has 5 exons. Bases 39 to 764 code for a protein of 241 amino acids. The record is from RefSeq and is a predicted model, not a curated record. Lineage: Eukaryota; Metazoa; Chordata; Actinopteri; Clupeiformes; Engraulidae. Gene Ontology annotation, molecular function: ubiquinone binding. Gene Ontology annotation, cellular component: mitochondrion.